Molecule: messenger RNA, 1110 nt
Organism: Epithele typhae
Lineage: Eukaryota; Fungi; Basidiomycota; Agaricomycetes; Polyporales; Epitheliaceae
Exons: 6
Coding region: 1-1110 (369 amino acids)
Source: RefSeq, a predicted model, not a curated record
AUGGGAGGCUACGGGGCCGCCCCUACGCGCGCGGACGAGCGCACAUCCCUGAGCACCGGCCUCCGCCUUCCAUACCUCGCCGAAAGCCCUCUCCUCAUCCUCCUCGUCUGCAUCCUCGUCCUCCAAAACCUCGCCGUCGUCCCUCCCUUCGCCGACCUCGGCGGCGUCUCCAUGAAGGAGAAGGCCGAGCUCCGGCACCAGUGGGCGCUCGAGGUCGCCGACCACGGCCGCGCCGUCGCCCAGUGGGACCGGGAGCGCACCGCCCACGGCGUCGAGCUCGCGCAGUGGGAGUGGGACCGCGAGGCGUGGCGCAAGGAGGUCCAGGGCAACAGGGCGGCCGAGGCGCACCGCUCGAAGGAAGCCGCUGAGGAGUUUGAGCGUGGGCAGGAGGAGCGGCGCGCCCGGGAUGCCCGCGAGCGCGCCGAGGAGGAGCGCCGGCGCCAGGCGCUGCGUGAGGCGUUCCAGCGGGAGCGAGCGCAGGAAGAGCACGAGCGCAGGGCGGCCCGCGACAAGUUCAACAAGGAGUGGCAGGAAGAGGACCACAGGCGCCAGGCCGUGCGCGAGGCGUUCGAGCAGGACAAGGAGCAGUGGGCGAAAGAGCGCAAACAAGAAGAACAGCACCGACAGGACGUUGAACGGCAGCGGCUGGGCGUGUACUGGUCCCAGGUGCGGCGGUACGAGCAGUGCACGGCCUUCGGAACCAGGACGUAUGAAGCCGAACUCCUCGACAUACCUGGGCAUCUCGACUGGCGAGAGGUUUGUGAAGACAUGCCGAUUGAAUUCCACGGACGUCGUGUGAAUAGGCCCCCUCACUGUGAACGCAAUAAGGACGGUCGUGUGUGGGCGAUGUGGAAGAUCGAUUUUGAUGAGCCGGAGUGCACUCUCUAUUGGGCACCGCUUCUCGAUCUGGGAUGUACGGAUAGCGACACUGGAACCAGGCGAUAUGAGGCCAGACUCAUGAACCUUCGGCAUGGAGACGAUUGGGACGCGAUGUGCAAGACGGCCCCUGCAAUCAUUCAUGGAUUCCAGUUCGACCAUCCAACUGUCUGUGAAGACAAGGACGGGAGGACUGGUGUAUGGCAAGUGCCAGACCUUCGGUGCCAGCGCUAG